Messenger RNA from Hirundo rustica (Barn swallow), 3096 nucleotides. Its product is annotated as ribosyldihydronicotinamide dehydrogenase [quinone]-like. Lineage: Eukaryota; Metazoa; Chordata; Aves; Passeriformes; Hirundinidae. The record is from RefSeq and is a predicted model, not a curated record. Gene Ontology annotation, molecular function: NAD(P)H dehydrogenase (quinone) activity. The transcript is spliced from 6 exons. Bases 267 to 959 code for a protein of 230 amino acids. Gene Ontology annotation, cellular component: cytosol.
CACACGGCGCAGCCCCGGGCCCAGGCGGCCGUGCCGCGGCCGGAGGAGAAUUCCUGCUCCAGGGCCCCGGCUGAGAGCCGAGGGCUUCCCUCCUGCUCCGGCGGGAGGCGCUUGGCCAGUGCCCGUACCCGCACCACGGCACAUUUCCCACUGAAACGGCGAUUCUCCCCGCACCUGUUCUGAUGUUUCUCACCAGCACAUCUCUCACUUGAGUUCUCAGGCAGUACCAGAUUAUCAAGAGAGAAGUUCCCCAGCGCUCCCCAGCAAUGGCAGGGAAAAAGGUCCUGAUAGUCUAUGCACAUCAAGAGCCCAAGUCCUUCAAUGGAUCUUUGUUGAAGAUUGCUGUGGAAGAACUGACCAAGCAGGGCUGCAGUGUCACCGUGUCGGAUCUGUACGCCAUGCAGUUUGAGCCCAGAGCAACAAGAAAUGACAUUGUUGGUCACCUGCACAACUCAGAAGCGUUCAAUUAUGCUGUGGAAACCUGGGAAGCCUUCAAGAGAGGAGGUUUGUCCAAAGACCUGGUUGAAGAGCAGAAGAAGGUGCAAGAAGCAGACUUGCUGAUUUUUCAGUUUCCCUUGUUUUGGUUCAACAUGCCUGCGAUCCUGAAGGGCUGGAUGGACAGAGUCUUGGUUCAGGGCUUUGCUUACGAUUUGUCAAAGGCUUAUGAUGCUGGUUUGCUGCAGGAUAAAUUAUCCUUGUUUUCUUUCACCACGGGCGGGAGCCAAGAGAUGUAUUCAAAAGAAGGUAUCGGUGGUGAUAUUCGCUAUGUCCUGUGGCCCAUGCAGCAUGGAAUCAUGCACUUCUGUGGUGUCAAAGUCCUUGAACCUCACAUCUGUUAUGCUCCAGAGAAUGUCUCUGAGGACAAGAGGAAGGAGAUGCUGACUGCCUGGACCCAGCGUCUGAAGACUCUUUGGAAGGAAGAGCCCAUAGACUGCUCCCCUGAGUGGUAUUUCAAGUAGUGUUCAGGUGCAAGACUACAGAGAGAAGAUUUUUUUUUCUCUCCAUUCUUUUUAAUGUUCUGUCUAAAAUACCUGGACACUAAUCUCCUAAUUCAAAACUAUUUUAAGAAUCUUGAAUACUACAUCUAGCAGUUCAACUGACAACACAGCAUUUAUUUUCACUGAUUCCUGAGGGAUUCCCUUCAAGGAUGGGUGCAAAACCCUUUGUGUUGUUCUCCUUGCUCACAUAAACAGGGUCAUCCUGCCUCCUUGUGGUUGAUAACACAUGUGAUGUUUCAUGGCAAAUUAUACCAUUGCUGCUUGUCCAACAGCAAAUGGCCAAGUUUAUUUUGACACUCUUUUUUACAAGUUGUCACUUUUUUUCCUUUACCAGGGAAUAGGUUGCCCAUGCUCAACCUAUAAAACCCAAGACUAAUUGUGAAAGUGCUACACUUGUGCCUUGGAGCAACAAAAACCAAUCAUUGGUAGUGUUGCAAAAGGUUGUACAGUUGCAAAGUGUCUUAAACAGCUGAAAAACCUUGUGGGCAGCCCUAGGCUUCUCCAGACAUCUAUAAAGCAAUAUUAAAGCUAUGACAGAUACCAGAAAAGGGGAAAAAUGCAAAUGUAGUGGCAUGUGCAUGAAUUGCCUUCCUUUGUAGACUACAGAUUCCAUUUGUAAAGUAUGCAUCUUCCCAUAAUCAAAGUAGAGAGAAAAAGGAAUCCUGUCUGUUGCCUGACCCCUCACAACAGUCAGUGUUGGUGUUUGGGUCUGGAGGGUGUUUGCUUCCUCUCCAGCAUCAGCAUUAAUGGGCUUCCUUGGAGAUCUCCAGCACCAGCAGCUGAUGAGGCAGAGCACUAACCUAAAAACCUGGAGGUGCACUGUCUGUCUGUGGAUCAGGAUCUAUGGGACAAAUGUAUUGUCUGGCUCUUAAUAGCCAUGAUUUUUAUCUGGAACUGUAGCAGGAUUAUUUUUGUGCUUUAGAGUUGUUAACCCUGUUUGUGCAUAUUGCAAGGGGUGGGUUUCUUACUUAGAGAAAUAUCUUGCAUUGACCAGCUCACCUAACUGCUGCCUUUGCACUUUGAUAUUAAAAGAAUGUGGCCUCAGUAAGAACCCGUCUCCUGAGUCACUGUCAAAUGACACCUAGGCCUCUGUGCAUCUGCCAUACCUGCUUUGUGGCAGUCUUGUCACACCCCAGCCUCACAGUUGUAAGCUGACAUCUCAGACUGGGAAAUGCCACCACAGGGAAAGGGUCAUGUGUUCCUGUUUGCUCCCAUAUAAAGUGAAGGGGCACACCCAGCAGAGACAUUUCCCAGGAAGCAGAGCUGCCCCAAGCUGUCACAAAUGUCUUCUGUGGGGCAUGUGAGCCCAAGUCUUUAGCUUGUAGAGGCAGGAAAUUUGCUUUGGCUCAACAGCCCUGUUAUAGGAAAAGGAAAGUGAAAGGGAAUAAAGAAGAAAGUGUUAUGCAUCUAAGUUUGGGGAAAGGGGAAAGCAGAUUCAUGCCUAAAAGUCUUGAGGAGAACAACUUAAAGUUGCCAAGAGAAAUUUGAGGACUAAUUUUAAAAUUGCAUAGAAAAGAAAUCAUCCUUCUAAUCACUGUGUUCGGUGAAAGAAGGAAGUUGAGGUGAAAGCAGAAGUUGCAACUGUCAAAGCAGUGUUAGUGUUUUGGAUCAAUUGCAGAGCUUAACUAUUAACUAUUAGGUUAACUAUUAGAUGAAGAAUGCCAGACUCACCUGAAUGUUCAGGGUACUGUACUUGGCACUAUCUGGCAGACAUAUGCCAGCUCCCAUACAUAUGGUAGCAUUAAGUUUUAAUAAUAUGGCUGAGAUUUUUAGUGCAAAGUAUGUGAAUUAUUGAGAUUAAUGCAAGUUCAGCUAAAGGUAAAAGAAAAAUAAUAGGUUUAUUAAAUUCUCAUUAGUGCUAAAAUUGAAGACUUCUGCUCAGAUAAAUUCAUUAUUGGGGAAAAGCACUAAAAAUGUACCAAUCUUUCUGUCCAUUUCAAGAUAACUUUUCCUUCUUCACAAUCAGAAUUAGGACACUUCUCUGUAAAUUCAGAUUGCAUUUCUGGAUCUGUUUAUUUUCCCUAUUCAUUUAAUGAAGGAAUGUCAUAACUGGCAACACCAACCUCUAAGCACAUACAAAUAAAUGACCAUUUCAUUC